GGCACGCGUAAAUUGGUGCAAUUUGUAGGUAUGCAUCACUGACGCUCCCAUCGUGAUCUUCGACCCAGCUACCCAUUGUCUCUCCUGCCACACGACGACGAUGUCAGCGGCCAAGCCCGAAGCUAGAGGUGAGUCCUCGACGUCAGCCGCCCGGAAGGCGUUGUCUGCCGUUUCCAACGGCAAUCCGACGUACGAGUUGCCAUGGGUCGAGAAGUACAGACCCGUCUUCCUCGACGACGUCGUCGGCAACACGGAGACUAUCGAACGGUUGAAGAUUAUCGCCAAGGACGGCAACAUGCCCCACGUCAUCAUAUCGGGAAUGCCAGGCAUCGGCAAGACCACCAGCGUCCUGUGCCUAGCUCGACAGCUACUCGGUGACUCCUAUAAGGAAGCGGUCCUGGAACUGAACGCGAGCGAUGAGCGAGGUAUCGACGUGGUGCGCAACCGGAUCAAGGGCUUCGCGCAGAAGAAGGUGACGCUGCCGGCGGGGCGGCACAAGCUGGUGAUCCUGGACGAGGCGGACAGCAUGACGUCGGGGGCGCAGCAGGCGCUGCGGCGGACGAUGGAGAUCUACUCGAACACGACGCGGUUCGCGUUCGCGUGCAACCAGUCGAACAAGAUCAUCGAGCCGCUGCAGUCGCGGUGCGCGAUCCUGCGGUACGGGCGGCUGACGGACGCGCAGGUGGUGAAGCGGCUGCUGCAGAUCAUCGAGGCGGAGCAGGUGGCGUACACGGACGACGGGCUGGCGGCGCUCGUGUUCAGCGCCGAGGGCGACAUGCGCCAGGCGAUCAACAACCUGCAGAGCACGCACGCCGGCUUCGGGCUCGUCAGCGGCGACAACGUCUUCCGCGUCGUCGACAGCCCCCACCCCGUCAAGGUCCAGGCCCUGCUCAAGGCCUGCCACGAGGGCAACGUCGACGCCGCGCUCGACGGCCUCCGCGAGCUCUGGGACCUCGGCUACUCCAGCCACGACAUCAUCAGCACCAUGUUCCGCGUCGCCAAGACCGCACCCACCCUCGGCGAGCACGCCAAGCUCGAGUUCAUCCGCGAGAUCGGCUUCACCCACAUGAAGAUCCUCGAGGGCGUCCAGACCCUGCUCCAGCUCAGCGGCUGCGUCGCGCGCCUCUGCAAGAUCAACAUGGACCCGAAACGGUUUGAGACCAAGAACCAAUGAUUUUUUUCAACCACUCUCCCUCUCUCCCGUACCGUACGUCGUCGGUCGCAGGAGAAAAGGGACCUUGCAUCUGGAUCGAAUGGGUAGCGAAAAAAAAAAAAAAGAAAAAUCCGGACAGCA
Messenger RNA from Durotheca rogersii, 1294 nucleotides. Its product is annotated as P-loop containing nucleoside triphosphate hydrolase protein. The record is from RefSeq and is a predicted model, not a curated record. Gene Ontology annotation, cellular component: nucleus; DNA replication factor C complex; Elg1 RFC-like complex. Gene Ontology annotation, molecular function: ATP hydrolysis activity; DNA binding; ATP binding. Gene Ontology annotation, biological process: DNA-templated DNA replication; DNA repair. Lineage: Eukaryota; Fungi; Ascomycota; Sordariomycetes; Xylariales; Xylariaceae. The transcript has 3 exons. Bases 101 to 1174 code for a protein of 357 amino acids.